Molecule: messenger RNA, 2502 nt
Organism: Pararge aegeria (speckled wood butterfly)
Lineage: Eukaryota; Metazoa; Arthropoda; Insecta; Lepidoptera; Nymphalidae
Gene: ENGase
Exons: 9
Coding region: 148-2442 (764 amino acids)
Biological process (GO): protein deglycosylation
Cellular component (GO): cytoplasm
Molecular function (GO): mannosyl-glycoprotein endo-beta-N-acetylglucosaminidase activity
Source: RefSeq, a predicted model, not a curated record
GCUGACACUUGACAAUGUCACGUGCCAUUUAUUGUCGUGAAUAGAAAAAUAAACAUUAAGCUGAAUUUAGGUACUUUUUUGAAUAGCAUGUAAGAAACGCGCGUUUUUAUUAAUAAUUAAUUAAUAUUUUUUUAAUAAGUUGGAAAUAUGUCCGAAAAGAAAAUUUGGAUACAAGCAGAAUUAACCUGCAAGCCGCUAGAUACUUUGGAGGAGGUGGCAUCUUUUUUACAAGAUCCACCCGUUUGGAGGUCAUUAUGUAAAAAAAUAACACCUCACAGCCAAAAUGCAAUCAGGAAUUGUGAUGUCAACAAGUUUUUUGGUGAAAAUUUACUCGAAACCCCGCAAACAUUUUGUCACUAUGAGCCGGAAGCGGAAGACAUCGAGCGCCAUGAUCGGAAAAAGUUGCCAAAAACACUGGUUUGUCAUGACAUGGCGAACGGAUAUCAUGACGAUAGUUAUGUUGACGGCACAGGCAACUACUCAGCAUACACGUUCUACAACUGGGCGGGCAUCGACAUCUUCUGCUACUUCAGCCACCACUUCAUCACCAUCCCACCGCUGGGCUGGAUUAAUGUUGGGCAUGCGCAUGGCGUAAAAGUUCUUGGCACUGUGAUAACGGAGUGGGCCACGGGCGCGGCGCUGUGGGACCGCAUCUUGGCUUCGGAGCUGGAAAGCCAGAACUUCGUCAGCGCACUCGUGGCCAUUGCCAAGACGCUGAAGUUCGACGGCUGGCUACUGAACAUCGAAAAUAAGGUAGCCGAGCCCCAGCAGCUCUUGCAGCUCGUGCGGCAGCUGCACGCGGCGCUGCACCGGGAGCUGGACGAGCCCGAGCUCAUCUGGUACGACAGCGUCACCGUCGACGGCCACCUCAACUGGCAGAACGGGCUCAACGAGAAGAACAAAGCCUUCUUCGACGAGGUGGACGGCUUGUUCAGCAACUACUCGUGGUCGGAGGCCGACGUGGCGGGCAGCGCGGCGCUUGCGGGCGAGCGGCUCUCGGACCUGUACGUCGGCAUCGACGUGUGGGGGCGGAACUUCCAUGGCGGCGGACAGUUCAACACGCAACAAGCAAUAAGGGUGGCCUACAAAUACGGCUGCUCAUUGGCCGUGUUCGCGCCGGCCUGGACCCACGAAGCCUUGUCGGAGGACGUUGACGAUAUCAACUCCGUCGUCAACUCGCAGGACCUGGACAGCAACGAGAAGUUCCUACUCAGAGACAGGGCAUUCUGGUGCAGCGUGUGGCCCUAUCUGUUCACCAAGCUGCCCGCAAGGCUGCCUUUCCAAACCGCCUUCUGCAGGGGACAGGGCAAGAAAAGACGCUUGUUUGGCGAGGUCAUAGGACCAGUGCCGUGGUACAAUUUGCGGCACAUGCAAUACCAGCCAAACUCCGCGCUCGGACCGCACGGAUACCUCCUGUCCACGCAGGAAAACAUCAUGGGUCUAUCACGACUCGGCUUGUUCAAAAAUAAAGCUGGAAUCCUACGAUGUCGACGCUCUGUUAGAGAGAGCAAUGUAGACUUCAUCGAGGGGAACACCAGUGAAGUAUCAAUCACAGUUAACACAGGCAGCCUAACAAUCGCCACACAUGAAGAAACGGUUGAAAUCACGAGCAGCGAAAGUAAAACGUCCACAAAAAAGACGAAAUUUAUGGAUGCCCUUCGCAACCUAUUCAGAAUAAAGGCUACAAAAACAAAACAGAUUGAAAGUCGGAAAAGGAAGAUAUCUUUAGACGAAGAAGAGAAACAUGAAACAAACAAUAAAGACGAGGGAACCAAUGUGAUGGAAUCUCAGGAAAAAUCCAAGCAUUCCAUGGUACAAAUGUCGGUUCACCUUCGUUUGGGGGAGAAAACGGGAAGAACGCGUUACGCAUUGGCCUAUGUGUCUAGGGAAAUGGAAUGUUUGGAACCUUUCUUUGAGGACAGUUUCCUCGGUGGCUCGUGUCUGAAAAUCAACCCUUCCGAUGAAGUGUGCACCGAACAUCGGCUAUCAAGGCUUUUCCACUGUGAUUUUCACUGCGAGGAAAGUUUAAUAGCUUGUGUGGUCACCAAGAGAAUGGUGGGACAUGAGAAUCAGUUCUUAAACGUCAAACUUCAGAUACAAGACAGUGGAGAAGGCUACCGAAAAGUAGUGCUCAUAGGUCGAGACAUACCGCGGGAAAGGCAGGAGGCCACGGCGGCGGAAAUCAUGAAUUUGUACCCCACCAGCGACCCGCGCGACCCGGACUUCAGAGAAUUGCAGAGGUACAUGGUGCUGAACGAACCCGACUUCUAUGUGUCAGUCGCUAACGCAUACGGGUGGAAAGUCAGAUAUUAUCAAAUGGAUAUGCCUGGGGCUCGAGUGACGUCAGUCAGUGUCCGGACUGGGUUGCCUCAGGGGUCAAUCCUUUUGGGAUAUUUCGGUAUAUGUGCACGGAGACGCUCUGAUUCAAAUCAUAUUUUAUAAGGUUCGAGUGAGUCUGCUAAUCUUCAGAUGAAAUAAUUUGUCAAUUAGCUGCAACUGAAU